UAUACUCUUGGUAAAGCUUACCUCUUUUUUUCUUUUUUGAAGAGAAACCAAAAAUGUACAAAUGUUGUACACUCCUCGAUCCCGUUGUAGUAUGUCCGUAUAACAAAAAUCACUUUAUUGCGAGGUCUCGUAUUCAGAAGCACAUUAUCAAAUGUGAAAAGCAAUACCCGGAGAAGCUCAUGUGUCCAUAUAACGCAACUCAUCGGUUGUUUGAAACAGAAUUCGAGGAGCACAUCAUCAAUUGUCCGGCUCGUAACGUAUGCGAGUUAGAAACAUAUUCAGAGAUAAAGAAGCACGGAGCAACGAAUUUUGGACCUCCAGACCUUUCAAGUACUAUAGAUUGUACAGAGAAUUGGGAUCUAGAGACUGAUGAGGAUUCCUUCGCCAAAGGAAAUCCUCCUGUGAACGUUAACGUUGAUUUGAAGGCUCAUUGUAUUUCUCAACACAUGCUGAAAGAGGAGAGUAAAGAUAUAAAGUCUAUAAGAGCACCACGUGGCUUUUCCGAAGCAAUGUUGAGAGAAGCAAGUGAGGACUCGUGCGUCGAUGAUCUAGAAUCGGUAGUUAGUUCAAUGGGAAUCGGCAGGGGGAAAGUUAUUUCAAGCAUUAAGAAGCUGAAAAAAAUUGGAAUAGGCAGAGGUAUACCGAUGAACAAUAUUUCUUAAAUAUUGUCAAUUGAACUUUUGAAAAGUAAACAAAGAGGAGAUUGGAUUUUCCUCGUCUUCUAGUCCAAAUGAAGCCAUCUAAUAUUAUCUAAAUAUAUUUCUAUAUAUAAUUUACAAUAACUUGUCGCUUACAUUUCUUACACUAAUAUUUGUUCCAUGAACCUUUUAUUUUAGAAAUUUACAUCAUUUAAGUUAUUUACAAAUGCAGUGUAAAAGAUUCCUCCGUUAUCAAGUACGAUUAAUUUUUCUAUAAAAAGGAUAUUACGUGAGGAAACUAAAAUAUCUGAAUUAUCUGCAAAUUAACAAAUAUUUUGCAAUUGCAGUGGCAGUUGAUACAUUGUUACGUUAUUCUUAAGUUCCUUCUUUUUUUUUUUUUGAUGAUUUUUUUUUAUAGAAUUUAUAAAUUUUAGAUGUAAUACAUAAAGUACAUGAAGCGCAAUACGUAAAGUGAGAAUAUAACAAAUGAUUUGUUAUCUAAGACUGUUUUUCAUGAUGCGUAAUACUUUUUAUGUUUUGUACCUACAAUUAUAAUAAAAUCUGUUAUUAAAUUGUCUUGAACAUUAUUUAAUGAUAAAUUUAUGUAAUAUCAGUAAUUGAUAACUCAAUACAAAAAUACGAAUAUAUAUAUAUAAAUGCAAUUUAUAAGUUGAAAAGAAGUUUUAAUUGAUGUGAAAAUGUGAAAAUUUGAGUUUUAUGAAGAUCAAGAUUACUUCCUUCAAAACUUUUAAACUUUUCAGGUACUUUCAAUGAAUGCAAUUCAUUUUCAAAAUUCUAAAAUGGAUAUUUAUAUAUGUAAUUUCAAAUUUUGAAAUAAAUAAAUAUUCGUAACGAAGAUGAUUACAAACAAAAAUUUUUAAAACCUCUUUUUAAGUAUUUUACAGUAGAAAUAAAGAAGUAUUUUAUUGGUUGGAAUUGUUUCAAAUAACGUAUUACUAUAUACACAGAUACAGGUCUUUACUCAUGAAAUUUAUUGAAGGAAUACGCAUGAUACAUUUACCAUGUACAUCUUAAAAAAAAAAAUCAUAAUUGCUGCAAAUUAUCUUUUCUCCAUCGUGCAACACAUGUUAAACGUUUAAAAAGGCUUUCGUAACAACUUUUUAAAUAUUUUAUAUAAAUCACUUACAUAAAUUUUGCAUCAAAUAAUGUUUCCUCCCCUUUUUGAUUUCCGUUCAUAAAUUACCAAAUUCCGAACGAAAGAAUUCAGAUAAAGAUGUUAAUUCUUCCUGCUUCUACUCUGCUUAACUUACUAUUUUUAUAUAAUCGACCGUAUGUUUUUAAUUUUUCAUUCGCAGUCUCGUGUUUAUUCAGAACGUACAAAGGAACAAAUGCUAAGUUUGUAAAUAAGAUUUUAAUUUCUCUGGUUACUGAUGUCGUCAGCCAGCAAUUAUUUACAAGUUCUUUUUAAAAGUUAUCUUUCUUUUUUUUUUUCCUUUUCCUUUUUUAAGAAUAAUGUGCAGGCGAUUACCUAG
Heterotrigona itama is the source of this 2131-nucleotide messenger RNA. The record is from the annotation of a GenBank genome assembly. NCBI's taxonomy places the organism in Eukaryota, Metazoa, Arthropoda, Insecta, Hymenoptera, Apidae.